Molecule: messenger RNA, 207 nt
Organism: Pieris macdunnoughi
Lineage: Eukaryota; Metazoa; Arthropoda; Insecta; Lepidoptera; Pieridae
Source: the annotation of a GenBank genome assembly
AUGGACCAAAUCGUAAAGUUCGUAGAGCCUGGCAGACAGUUCGCUAAGGAUUCUAUCAGAUUAGUGAGAAGAUGCACUAAGCCAGACAGAAAAGAGUUCCAGAAGAUAGCAAUUGCUACAGCUAUUGGUUUCUGCAUCAUGGGAUUCAUUGGUUUCUUUGUUAAGUUGAUACAUAUUCCGAUCAACAACAUUAUUGUAGGCUCAUAG